Molecule: messenger RNA, 1647 nt
Organism: Thamnophis sirtalis
Lineage: Eukaryota; Metazoa; Chordata; Lepidosauria; Squamata; Natricidae
Gene: CCNE2
Product: cyclin E2
Source: RefSeq, a predicted model, not a curated record
AGGAAAUAAUCUGGAAUUUCCAAUAAGAUGUCCAGACGAAGCAGCCGUUUGCAAGCUAAACAGCAUCAGCCAUGCCAGGACACAUCUCCAGAAGAGCUGCAAGUCCCAUUGUCACUUCAGAACAGAAAAAGGAAAUCAAUGCAGGAUUCCAAGAUAGAUGAAGAAAAUGUGGGAUAUCAAUAUGAAAUUAAGAGUUGUUGGCCAUCCACAAUAUCAGGCGGUGUAUCUCCUUGCAUAAUAAUAGAAACUCCACACAAAGAAAGUACAACCACAGACUUUUCCAGAUUCAAAAAAUACAGAUUUAGAAAUCUCUUCAUAAAUCCAUCACCUUUACCGGAUCUUAGUUGGGGAAGUUCUAGAGAUAUUUGGUUCAACAUUCUCAAAAAAGAAAACAAAUAUUCUCACUGCAAGCAUUUCACGUCGCUACACUCAAAUCUACAGCCACAUAUGAGAUCGGUCCUGCUGGAUUGGCUUCUAGAGGUUUGUGAAGUAUACACACUUCAUAGGGAAACCUUCUAUUUGGCCCAAGACUUUUUUGAUAGAUUCAUGUUGACUCAGAAGGACAUAAAUAAAACCAUGCUUCAACUUAUAGGAAUUACAACCCUGUUCAUUGCUUCCAAGCUUGAGGAGAUAUAUGCUCCUAAACUGCAGGAGUUUGCCUAUGUUACUGAUGGUGCUUGCAGUGAAGAUGACAUUAUAAGGAUGGAACUAAUUAUACUAAAGGCUCUUAAGUGGGAGUUGUGCCCAGUGACGAUAAUCUCCUGGCUGAACCUUUAUCUUCAAGUGGAUGCAGUGAAGGAUGCUCCCAAAGUGCUGCUACCUCAAUAUUCUCAGGACAAAUUUAUUGAAAUAGCACAGCUUUUAGAUCUCUGUAUUCUAGAUGUCAAUUCUCUGGAUUUCCAGUAUAGGAUAUUAGCAGCUGCUGCCCUCUGCUAUCAUACCUCAGAACUAGUAGUAAAGAAGGCUUCAGGAUUGGAUUGGGCUAAUAUUGCAGUAUGUGUAGAGUGGAUGGAGCCAUUUUUCAAAGUAGCAAAAAAAAUACCAGUGAAAUUGAAAAAUUUCAAGAAGAUUGCGGUGGAAGAUAGACAUAACAUACAAACCCAUACAAACUAUUUGGAUAUGUUGGAUGAAAUUAACUAUGAAGUAGCAGUACCCAAUCAGCUAUCACCGAUAUCUACGGGAGGAAUAAUAACUCCUCCAAAGAGCUCUGAAAAGUGAAAAUGCUAUAUGUGUGAAGACUGGGAUCUUUGUUAAGACUGAAUAUACACACAGUUGUUACACUUGAUGUGGCUGACAAGACUAUCAAGAUGCAACCGAAGGACGUUUCUCAUGCAGCUGGCCUGGAUCUUUUACAUUUGAAGCCCAAUGAGGCCUAGAGAAAUGGAUUUCUUCUGAUUAACAAAAUUCAUAAUUAACUAUGGAUUUUUAACUUAAAAACUUUCUUAAGCAACUUUUAAUUUUUUUAACAGAUGCAAAUGAAUUUGUCAAAUUUAGUUAUUUGUGAAUUUAAUAGUCCUUUUUUGCCAAUUGUUUAUUGGUGUAUGCUGGUUUUGCAUAGGAUAAAAUAUUAUUCUGACCUGUGGUGAUAAAACAUUGAGUGAGGCAGUCUGAAUGAAAGGACUACAAAGUGAGUCACUUUUCAGCUUG